Molecule: messenger RNA, 3532 nt
Organism: Lethenteron reissneri (Far Eastern brook lamprey)
Lineage: Eukaryota; Metazoa; Chordata; Hyperoartia; Petromyzontiformes; Petromyzontidae
Product: phospholipase A1 member A-like
Biological process (GO): lipid catabolic process
Molecular function (GO): protein binding; glycerophospholipid phospholipase A1 activity
Source: RefSeq, a predicted model, not a curated record
GUCAACAACAACUGCGUGAGAAAAAAAGGACACCGUGAGCCCCAGCAAACAAUGUGCCAGGCUCAGCCGUACGGCAUGCCGAGACCUAGUGACUUCUAAUCGAGCUCGGUGUGUGAUCUGUUUGUGUGCGCACUGCGACCUGCACAUUUGUGUGUGCGUCUACUCCUCUAACCCACGCGGGCGCAAGAUUUCACCAUACGGUGAUGGCCAAGAAUUGGGUCGUGGCGAUGGUUCAAGUGGCGCUGAUCUGCAUGGCAGAGCGGGCCCGUGCCACCUCCACCUGCCCUCAGUUUCAGCGCGCGACGCUGAGCGAGAUGGUCAGGGGCCACGCCAAGCCCCACGUGCGUCACGUCAUCUUCACGGCCCGCGACCACCGGGACCCUGGUGACCCCUCGGAGCUCAGCCGUGACCCCGACCCCGAGCCCGACGAGUUCGCCUCCUGGAAGGUGGAGCCCACCACUGUGCCCAGCGUGCGCUGCCGAUAUUACCUGCUCCCUAGCUACGACAGCGAUGCUGACCAAGAUGCUGGCGCCGCUGCUGCUGCUGCUGUUGAUGGUGACGACGGUGAGGCUGGUGGAGGUGGUGGUGGUGGUGCCGGUGAUGGUGGAAGCCCUGAUCCUACAGACCCAGGAGACGAGGAGGCGAGGCGCAAGCGGAUCCUGCUGCUGAAGGAGCGCCUCGCCAGUGCGGGCUUCAACGCCUCUCUGCCCACGACGAUCCUCAUUCACGGGUACCGCGUGUCUGGCACGGAGCCGGACUGGAUCGAGGGGAUUGCGGCGGCGGUGCUGGACUCGUCCCAGGUCCGCAUGAACGUGAUCGCGGUCGACUGGAUCAAGGGCGCGAGCAGCUCGUACUCGCGUGCCGUGCGAUACGCGCGCACCGCCGCCGCCACCGCCACCACCGCCCUCGUCAGGGACCUCACGACCCCAGAGGUGGGGGCACGGGAGCAGUCGCUGCACCUGGUGGGGGCAAGCCUGGGCGCGCACGUGGCCGGCUUCGUGGGCCAAAGCUUCCAGGGUCGUCUCGGCCGCAUCACCGCCCUCGACCCCGCAAGCCCCGGCUUCACCCAGGUCGGCCCCGCAGAGCGACUCGAUCCGAGUGACGCCGCCUUCGUGGACGCCAUUCACACGGACGGCGACAAUUUUGGUCUCCGGCAGCCUGUGGGCCACGUGGACUUCUAUGUGAAUGGUGGCGAUGAUCAGCCUGGAUGUGGAGGGUUUGGCUACCAGUCGAUGAUCUGCGACCACAUGCGCGCCGUGCGGCUGUGGCUGAGCUCCCUGCGCUCCCCGUGCGAGCUGCGCGCCUUCCCGUGCGACUCCGCCGCCGCCCUGGCCGCCGGACGCUGCCUCGAGUGCCGCACGGAGCGCACGGCGUCGUGCCCCCGCCUGGGCCUGCACUCAGUGGACGCGGUUCGAGACCCGAAAACGUGGCCGGACAACAGCACGCUGAUUCUGCACAUGCUCACAGGACACUCGCCCCCAUACUGCGUGUCCUACGUGCUGGUGGAGAUCGACAUAGCUGGCGAGGCCAUCAAGGGCUCCCUGACCAUCAAGUUCAUGGGGCAGAGAGGAGAGACUAACGAGAUGGUCCUCUUCCAGGGCCUGCACAGCUUUGUUCCGGAGGGCGGCGGCUCAUCCCGGGUCCUCGCCCUGGAGCGAGACCUGGGCCCCCUGCGCUUCGUGGCUCUGCGCUUCUCACCGAGCUCGCUGGCGUGGAACUUCCUUCGCUUCGCAGCCCCCCGUGCGUCGCACGCCGCCUCCGCGCUGAGGAUCGCGCGCCUCCGCAUCACCCACCUCCUCGUCGAGCACGGGGAGCAGUACUGCCUGCACAUGGUGCUGCUAAGUGAGGGACAGGUGGUGGGGAUGCCACUCUCCCGCUGCCAGAAUUGACUCGACGUCCACUCAAUCACUCAUCACCCACCACUCAAUCAGUCAUCACCCACCACUCAAUCACUCAACCUCCACUCAGCUACUCCAUACCCUCCACUCAAUCACUCUUUAAGUUCCACGUGAUCACUCCACUCGAUAACUCCUAAACUCCACUCCAUCACUCAUCAACCUACACCCAAUCACUCCAUAACCUCCACUCAAUCGCUCAACCUCCACUCAGCCACUCCAUAACCUCCGCAUGAUCACUCCUCAGUGCCCAUUCGAUAACUCCUCAACCCCCACUGGAUCACACCUUGAUGCACUGCACGUGCACACAGGGCUUCAUAUCUCACUCAAUGUGUUUCUGGUCGCUGGUAGGCCGGGAGGUAGCACACACACUCGUAGUCACAGCCAUAGCCAGAAGGUCACUGGAUGAGAUGAUGUUCUGUGUCUGGAAAAUGUUUACAGGUUGCAGAUAUGGACUGACCCGGCUUAAAUCAUCUCUACGGCUAUAGACAUACACACAGACAGAUGUAGAAGAUGAAAAGUUUCCAGUUUGGUGAGCCUAAAUGUAAAACAAUCAAAAGGUUAGAAAAAUAACAGAGGAAACGACGAGCCUGACAUUUUUACCAAAUUGGCAUUUUCAGGAUGUGUUGAGGUUCACCAAGAUGUGAAUAUUUUGGAGAGGGUAGGCAGGAGUUGGGUAGUAAGUCAUGUUGAAUUGAGUGGAGUUGGUGGACUCAAUGAGAAUGAAUGAGCCAUCAACGUUUGAAGACUUCUAAACGCAUUUCAGAAGUUAAUGCGGGAAUUGUCAAACUGAAGUGUAAUGGGUUUGAUGAGCGUGCGGAAAAUCCAUUCAGGGGCUCUCAAUAGUUGUCCCUGUGUGGUGGAUUAAUGACGCCUGUUGUCAGUUUAGCACGUAGGCUUUCGCGACCAAUAUUGUUGUGGAAGGGGGCUGGGUGGCACGACGUGUCGGACCGUCGGAGCGCAAAGCCGGAAACCACUGAGAUUCUAAGUUCGAAUCCAUGUUUCAAACCGCCUUUGAUUAAAGCUGGUUCUGAAAUGAAUGUACAAAUAAAUGCCCCUUAAUUCGGCUAAAUCGCAGCUCUGAGAAUUAAAAAUACAUAAAUGUGGUUGUCAUGCGUCCAACAUUCACAUACCUGUCAACUCCUUAUCAGUGCCCUGCCUUAUUACAAACAAAUUCAGACAUUUUUGGUCACUUCGUAUCCUUAUUAAUCUCAACGUUCAUCCUACAAAGUCCCAUCACAAGGGAGAAACACAAACGAAUUGACAAAAAAUGUUUUGUCGGUGUGAGACUACUGUACGCCGUUUGGACCAGAAAACUAAAUUUCCAUGUUCAAGAAUACGGGUAAACCGUAUGGGUUGACAGCUGUGCAUUGAUUACUUUCAUACGGUGGAGUGGAUGGGAGCGUGUUGCUCUGUAAUGUGUCGAACAGAAGUUGAGCCUCCCCGCAUGUUUGGUCGCUGUUAGUUGUGGGUAAAGAUGGAGAGGAUGCACGACUCAGCCCAAUUGACGUUUUAAAAUGAUUAAAAAAAAACACUCACGCAAAUACAUGGGUGUGUCGAUGAAGCUCACAUUUGUACGUUAUAUACACGACUAACAUACGUUGACAAAUUAAACUUAUAUUGUUUAUGUCUUUAGA